AUCGCAAAUUCGUCAGUAGCGUUUGAAAUUUUCUAGUGUCAAGAGAUUAUUUUUCAAAAGGAAUACGUGUAAAAAUGAUAAAAAUAAUCAAUAUGUCGUACAGCAUCAAUGCCAUUUUUAUGAUUCUGAUAGCCCUGCAAUUGCAAAGUAUCGAAUGUAAUCCUAUCGAUAAUAAAAAAGAUCUAACUAGAAUUCAACGAAGCAUACAUUUUCUUGGACCAAAUUCGGAGGAAUUAUCAGACUUUCAACGUUCUUGGAAGUUUCCUUACUUUCCGUCCAUCAGUUAUAUUUUCAAGGACAAUGACGACAUUGAUGACGAUGAUGAGGACAUACCCGACACAAAUGAGAGGCUCGAUAAAUUGGAAAAGACACAGAAAGAAAUUCUAACGCUUUUGAAGAAAUUGGGCGAUGAUUUAUUGGCUAUAAAGGAUCGAACAUCACAGGAACAAUCGAAUGAAAAUAAAGAAAGUUGUUCGACAAUUAAUGAGAUAAAAGAAACGACUAGUUUUCCAAGCAGCGAGAUAAAAACGACCACAAGAAAAAGUAUAGAAAUAGAAUCUGUCCCCAUAAUAACUAUCAGCACGUUCAACAAAACAAUCGCUGAAGAACCUACGGAAGUAGUUUUUCCAUCAGCAAACAAUAACAUGUUCGUGACUACGACACCUGCUUCAGAAACGAUCACCUUUGAGACAAUCGAGGAAAAUGAAAUUCCAUCGAUUUCAUUAGAAAAUCAAUCUCAAACAACUGAAAACGAUGAAAAUAUUACCGUAAAUCCUAAAACUAAAACCAACAAAAUAUCGAUCGAUUUAAUUGAUCAAAACAAUUCUAUAUCUGACAUAAAUUUUCCUGAAUCUUCUUCGUUUCCUAUUUAUGUGUAGGCACAAAAUAAAUUGUUUAAUAGUUACGUAAACGUUAAAUUAGUAUGAAAUAAUAACUCAUAAAAAAUCAUAUAUACGUUGACAGUGAUCGACUUUAAUUUUGUGUACAAUAAAAAAGAAAAAUAUAAAAAAAAAAAA
This is a messenger RNA of Vespa velutina, 1016 nucleotides long. RefSeq lists its product as uncharacterized. The record is from RefSeq and is a predicted model, not a curated record. Lineage: Eukaryota; Metazoa; Arthropoda; Insecta; Hymenoptera; Vespidae. Bases 75 to 878 code for a protein of 267 amino acids. The transcript is spliced from 3 exons.